CCUGAGGUCGUUGACAUGGAGAAGCACCUCCGCCGAAGUGUUUUUCUCGCCUUCCUUCGCGUGUCCACUCGCAAGGAAUCCAAAGAUCACUUCAUUUCCCCCUCUGCUUUUGGAUAAAUCCUCUACAACAACUUCCAGUUUGACAUCCCAAAGAUCCUGGACCUCUGCGUGCUCUUUGGAAAAGGCAACUCCCCGCUGCUGCAGAAGAUGAUAGGAAACAUCUUUAUCCAACAGCCAAGUUACUAUAAUGACCUGGAUGAAAGCAUGCCCACCAUCCUUCAGGUCUCCAGCAAUAUCCUCCAGCACUGUGGUUUGCAAGGGGACGGGGCCUGCACCACACCCCAGAAGCUUGAGGAGAGGGGCUGGCUGACCCCCAGCGACGUGCCUCUCCUGGAAUUAAAGGACAUCGUUCUCUACCUUUGUGAUACCUGCACCACACUCUGGGCCUUUCCGGAUAUCUUCCCUUUGGCUUGCCCAACCUUCCAGAAACACGACUUCUGUUACAGGCUAGCUUCCUUUUAUGAAAUAGCAAUUCCUGAACUGGAGUCUGCAAUCAAGAAGAGGAGGCUUGACGAUAGCGAGCUGCUAGGUGACCUGUGGCAGAGGCUCUCUCAUUCCAGGAAGAAGCUACUGGAGAUUUUUCACAUCCUCCUGAAGCAGAUCUGCCUUCUCCCAGUCCUAGAAAGCAGCUGUGACAACGUUCAGGGCUUCACUGAAGAGUUCCUUCAGAUCUUCAGCUCCUUGCUGCAGGAGAAGAGGUUUCUCUGAGACUCUGAUGCACUCUUCCCUGUGGCCGAUGACGUCAGCCUGUUGCAGCAGUCCUCAGCCUUGGAUGAGUCUCGGACCGCCUACAACCUCCAGGCAGUCGAGAGUGCAUGGGAAGGGGUGGACCGAAGGAAAGCCACCGAUGCCAAAGACCCACCGGUGGCUGAGAAUCCUAACGGGGUCGUGGAGGCGGCAGAGGCGGUCAGCAGACCGUCAUCGCUUCCCCACGACUCGGAGGAAGAGGAGUGCCUGGGGGCAGCGGCUGCUCCAGGCCCCGCCGCGUGCGGCGUGGAGCUGGACUCACUCAUCUCCCAGGUGAAGGACCUGCUGCCAGACCUCGGCGAGGGCUUCAUCGUGGCCUGCCUGGAGCACUACAGCUAUGACGCGGCGCAGGUGAUCAACAACAUCCUGGAGGGGCGGCUGGCCCCUGCCCUCGGCCAGCUGGACCACGGCCUAGACAGACAGGUGAAGCCAGACCCGGCGCCCCUGCUGACGUCUCGUCACAACAUCUCCCAGAAUGUUGAGUUGGACGUGUUCAGCAGGGACUAAGUGGACCUGAGCCGGGUACACAAGGGCAGGAGGAAGGCAGCGACAGGCCCUUCACCAUCCCUCAGGUGCGGAGAACCAAAGUGCACCAUCCCUCAGGUGCUGAGAACCAAAGAGGAGGACGAGGACCCCAAGCCCGACCAUCUUGUGCAGGACCCUGCAGUGCUGCGGGAAAAAGCAGAAGCCAGGUGCAUGGCCUUCCUGUUCAGGAAGGGGUACCGGCAUGAUAGCUCAGCGGCAGUGGCUGGCAGCCCCCGGGGCCACGGGCAGAGCUGGGAGAUAACACAGGAGCGCAGGAGGAAAGAAGCCAGCAAGCCACACGAGCCAACCACAACCGGAGAGCCAUGGCUGACCGCAAAAGCUAAGGCAGGAUUCCAACCUGAGGCCGCUGCGCCAGGGCCAGCCGGACCUGCCAGGCUGAGGUACCAUAGCCUGGGGCUUCCUUGCCAGUUGGCCCCCUGCCAGGCCACAAGUUCAAGUCCACCCCUCGACAGCCUCAACUUCGCAGCCCCUGAGAAGGCCGCCUCAUCAUCUGCCAGCCGGCCGUGAGCGCCUUCCUGCAGAACACACAGUGCCUUUAUCCACAGCGGAGGAACCGUGCGGCCAGCGCGCAGGUGCAAGGGACGGGGUUGGAGCCCCAAGGCCAGUCCCCAAACCUCGUGCAGCCGGACAGCA
Globicephala melas (long-finned pilot whale) is the source of this 1986-nucleotide messenger RNA. NCBI's taxonomy places the organism in Eukaryota, Metazoa, Chordata, Mammalia, Artiodactyla, Delphinidae. The record is from RefSeq and is a predicted model, not a curated record.